This is a messenger RNA of Monoraphidium neglectum, 1044 nucleotides long. RefSeq lists its product as hypothetical. Gene Ontology annotation, molecular function: protein binding; serine-type endopeptidase activity. Gene Ontology annotation, biological process: proteolysis. The transcript is spliced from 4 exons. The record is from RefSeq and is a predicted model, not a curated record. Bases 1 to 1044 code for a protein of 347 amino acids. NCBI's taxonomy places the organism in Eukaryota, Viridiplantae, Chlorophyta, Chlorophyceae, Sphaeropleales, Selenastraceae.
AUGGCUGACGGCCUGUCAGGGGUGCUGGUCAACAGGGUGCAGCCCACCAGCCCCACCGCCCGCGUCAUGAAGAAGGGGGACGUCCUCCUGGCAUUCGACGGCGUCAAGAUAGCAAAUGACGGCACUGUGCACUUCCGCUCCCGCGAGCGCAUCUUUUUCACCGCCCUCAUCACGCAGAAGCCCACUGGCUCCACCGCGCGCCUGAGUGUGCUGCGUGACGGGCAGCUGGACGAAUUUGACGUCCCCCUGCAGCCCCUGCAGACACUCGUGCCCAUAUGCAAGUACGACGAGGUGCCGUCAUUCCUGAUGUACGCGGGGCUGGUGUUUGUGCCCCUCAGCCAGCCCUACCUCCACGAGUUUGGGGAGGACUGGAUUGCCAACAGCCCGCGACGACUGGUGGAGAAGGCCCUCAACGGCCUGAUGCAGCGCCCCGAGCAGCAGAUUGUCAUCCUGAGCCAGGUGCUGGUGGACGACGUCAACACGGGCUUCCAGGGCUUCCAGAACCUGCAGGUGCUGCGCGUCAACGGGGAGGAGGUGCUCAACCUGAGACACCUGCGCGCCCUGCUGGCGGGCUGCGACGCGCCCUACGUGCGGCUCGACCUGGAGGACGACCGCAUCAUCGUGCUGGACAGGGCCGCCGCCGACGCCUCCACGCUGCGCAUCCAGCAGCGCUACAGGGUGCCCUUCCUGGAGAGCGCGGACCUGGGGCCAGGCACGGGGACAGAGGGGCACGCCAGCGCGGCAGCAAGCGCGGCAGCAGAGGGCGCGCGCGUGUCGGAGGUGGAGGGCAGCGGGCCGGAGGUGGAGGAGAGCGAGGAGGAGGAGGGCGAGGAGGAGGCGGAGGAAGAGGCGGGGGCGGAGCGGCGGAAGCCGGCGCCUGUCGAGCCGGCGCCCGUCGUGGCCGCAGCGCCGGCGGGUGACCCGGGCGUGACGCGCAAGCGGCGGCGCAAACAGAGCUUGGAGGGCGGCGGGCAGCAGGCGCAGCAGCAGCAGCAGGCGCAGCAGCUGGGCGGUGGUGAUGGCGUUGGCGGCGGCCCUGAGUGA